Neoarthrinium moseri is the source of this 1650-nucleotide messenger RNA. RefSeq lists its product as uncharacterized. The record is from RefSeq and is a predicted model, not a curated record. Bases 1 to 1650 code for a protein of 549 amino acids. The transcript is spliced from 2 exons. Lineage: Eukaryota; Fungi; Ascomycota; Sordariomycetes; Amphisphaeriales; Apiosporaceae.
AUGAGACUUCUCAACACAUCAACCUUUGAGCUCAAGGAGUUCAACGAUGGGGCUGUGCCUCCGUAUGCUAUUUUGUCACACACGUGGGAGGAUGAAGAAGUCACAUUCCAAGACAUCAAGGAAGGGGUCCCAGAUGCUCUCAGGAGACGAAAAGCGUUUUCGAAGAUUCAGGACACUUGCAAAUUGGCACUCGCUCAGGGUUAUAAGCAUGCCUGGAUCGACACCUGCUGCAUUGACAAGUCGAGCAGCGCCGAACUCACAGAGGCUAUCAACUCCAUGUUCAACUGGUAUCACGAGUCGGCUAUCUGCUACGUCUAUCUAAAAGACCUCACGGAGACUGAAUCCUUUGCCGAGAAGCUGUCCGGCUGCCGCUGGUCGUCUCGAGGCUGGACGCUACAGGAGCUGAUUGCACCUCCCAAGAUUGAGUUCUACGACGCCCAAUGGACGUAUCGAGGCACCAAGGCUGAAUUCUCCACUCUUCUAUCUGAGGCAACCGGCGUCAACGAGGGGAUUCUGACAGGUACUCAGGACCUGGCGGACGUCCCUGUUGGCCGCCGAAUGUCUUGGGCAUCGACUAGGCAAACAACCCGGGUUGAGGACAUGGCUUAUUCCCUCCUUGGUAUCUUCGGCGUCAAUAUGGCACUGAUUUACGGGGAAAGAGAAAGAUCCUUCGUCCGACUGCAGGAGGAGAUCAUUAAGAUGACCAACGACUUGAGCAUAUUUGCCUGGAGCCGCCCCACGCUCCCGUCAGAACAAGCCGUGGUGGUUUGCACAGGCCUGCUCGCUUCUUCGCCUUCUGAGUUCCAUACGUGCCGAAACCUCGUAGUUACGGAGUCGACAUUUCUAGGCGAGAUUGGCAUCACAAACAAUGGGAUCAAACUCCCAAGAGCUCUACUAGCCCCGGUGGCUUUGAAAAACGCUCGAGGCGGGCCAGCGAUCUCAAGUUAUCGCCAUUAUAUGUUACCUCUGUAUCACGAACAUGAGGACACGUACACAACUUACACCAAGUUAAAGCCUAAGCUCCCUUCUAUUUUCGCCGUACACAAUACCCUAUUCUGGGAUAGUGCUAUUGCAAUCCGUCUGCGUCAAAUCGGCCCCGGGCUUUUCAUCAGGGGAAGCCCUGAAGCCAGCAGAAGUGUACCCAGGGACUCUUUAUACGUCCACGACGCUGCAGAAUCCUUUCAUGUGAUCAGGGGUCCUGGCACAUACUCGAAUUUCCCUUAUGGCACAGGGCAGAUACCCAUGCACAUCCCACGACCACUCAUCCGCCGCAUGUUCACGGUCUACGUCACCCUCUCACCGGAAGUAUUUUUGCGGUCCUCUCCGAUAGCCUCCCCGAAAGAUGCCUGGGAUUCCGCGAACUGGCGCUUCCACUUGCAGCAAGAGUUCAGGAUCAUCUGCUCCCUGAACUUCGACUUAGGCUCGAAUUCAGAAGAAAGCCAGAUGUGUGUGACGUAUGACCAAGUUGAGCAGCAGGUCGAUUGGGGCUUGCAAAUCGGCCGCGAGUACGACCCAUGUGAGCCUCUAAACCAAUCCGUACGAAUUCCUGGUGCAGCGGGAGAGGUCAUUUCGGUAAAGGUAAUAGGUCAAUACUGGCCUGGCAAUAACUGGAGCCCCCCAGGAUGGGAGCUCCAGAUUUCGCAAGAUUGA